AUGGGGUGCAGAACUCCAUUACUGUUUGUGAUUCCCUGGACGGUUGCCAAAGCUUUGUAUGAAAAUAAAAGCUGUUGGUUAAAUAACAUCACAUGGAUCUGGUGGAUAAUCAGAGGCCCAUUAACAUUAUCAGUGAUUGUCAUUUUUUGCAUUUUUCUCAAAAUCAUCAGACUUUUGCUGUCUAAGCUGAAGGCUGAGCAGGUGAAGUUCACUGACUACAGAUACAGUUUAGCCAGAGCCACGCUUGUGUUGAUUCCUCUGCUCGGGGUCCACGAGAUCGUCUUCACUUUAAUUAUAGAUGAAUCGGUCGAGGGAAGCAACCGCUACGCCCGAAACGUCGUCCAUCUGACCCUGAGCUCUUUCCAGGGUCUUUUAGUUGCAGUGCUGUACUGCUUUGCAAAUGGAGAGGUCCAGGCUGAGCUGAAGAAGAGGUGGCAGCUGUUCGUUUCCUCCAAUCACUUCGAGGCGCACAACUGUUUCGCCGACAUUCACCCCAAACACCUGUGGAAGAGCUCGCAGAAGAGACCUGGACAAACCACAGAGCAGAGCGAAUCCAAUGAGGAGGGAAGCCACGCCCCCACACAGGGACAUCAGCUGCAGGUGGCCGUCCAAUCAGCAGAGGACUUGGCGUGUGGGCGGAGCUCCGGCCUGGAGUUUUACAUGAGGAGGAGCCUCUCCAGCAGCGACGGGGAGAUGACUUUAGGAGAGACCAUGGAGGAGAUCACAGAGGAGAGCGAGUUUUAA
Messenger RNA from Sinocyclocheilus anshuiensis, 744 nucleotides. Its product is annotated as glucagon-like peptide 2 receptor. Gene Ontology annotation, molecular function: glucagon receptor activity; peptide hormone binding. Gene Ontology annotation, cellular component: plasma membrane. The coding region runs from base 1 to 744 and encodes 247 amino acids. Gene Ontology annotation, biological process: cell surface receptor signaling pathway; adenylate cyclase-modulating G protein-coupled receptor signaling pathway. The transcript is spliced from 7 exons. Lineage: Eukaryota; Metazoa; Chordata; Actinopteri; Cypriniformes; Cyprinidae. The record is from RefSeq and is a predicted model, not a curated record.